Messenger RNA from Dromiciops gliroides (monito del monte), 2607 nucleotides. It is a transcript of the gene FASTKD4, whose product is annotated as transforming growth factor beta regulator 4. The record is from RefSeq and is a predicted model, not a curated record. The transcript is spliced from 11 exons. Gene Ontology annotation, cellular component: mitochondrial matrix; ribonucleoprotein granule. Gene Ontology annotation, molecular function: RNA binding. The coding region runs from base 413 to 2290 and encodes 625 amino acids. Gene Ontology annotation, biological process: regulation of mitochondrial mRNA stability; mitochondrial RNA processing. NCBI's taxonomy places the organism in Eukaryota, Metazoa, Chordata, Mammalia, Microbiotheria, Microbiotheriidae.
GCCUCGCGGUAGGCCGGUGGUUCGUUCAUUCGUUUAGUCGCCACGCGUCGCGUAUGGAAGUCGGAGGCAGUAGAGGCCUAGGGGCGCUGCUCCCUGGACAGCUGGAUGGGUACAGCCCGGGGGAGAAGGGUGGCCUAGUGAGGGAAAAGGGAGCCUGGAAGCGGCGGGAGUAGGCGAAAGAGACCGCGGGAAGGCCCAGAGGCAGCGGGGGAACGAAGGCCGAGGCCUGAGGAGGGGAAGGCCGAGCGCGUGGGGAAUUCUGGAGCGAGGGACGGUCUACCCGACGCCGGGCGUGCGGGGCGUUCUCGAGCACCGGCUCACUCCGCACGGCAGGUCUUAAUUGGCUUGAGUUGAGUUGAAAGUGCUACACCUCUUCAGCUUCUGGUGUCCCUACCCAGGUCCAGAGGGCAUCAUGGCAUCUCGCCUGAUGCAACGAUGCAUCUACCUCUUGGCUGCCCAUCAGGCCUCACCUGUAACUGUAAUUGGCAGGCUAAGGCUGGCCAGGGCCCCAUGCAAGACGAUGACCACCACACAAGGAUCCAUUGUUUCCACUUUGGAUAACCUCUUAAAUAAGGAGCCAGUGUUCACCCCCUACCCAUGUCCUCAGGAAGUGGACCGGCUGAUUGAGAAGGCCACCACCCCUGAGGAACUGCUAGAAUUGCUUGAUGGUGACCACAAGCUACACCAUAACCAUGCUGCUCUCCUAGUAAUUAAGCUUUCUCGCCUCUUGGCCAAUAAGCAUCAAGACAAAAGCUCAAUCACUAAGGAUGCCCGGGUUCAGAAGCUCUUCCGCAUUGUGGACAACCAGGUAUCCUCAGUCUGGCAUGGAACCCUUAUGAACUUGCUCCGGAGCCUCUACACGUUACAACUUCCAGAUAGUUUCAAGUCCCUUCGAUCCGUAGAGCAAGAGGUUCGCUGGAGGCUUCGCCGAGUUAAAUAUAAGAACCUGGUUUUUCUGGCAGAGACGAGCAUCUCCUACAUGCAGGAUCAGGCCUCGAAUGAGCUCUUGACAGAGCUGCUGUUACACUUGGAGCGUCGCUGGACAGAGAUUGAGGACUGCCGCACAGUGGUGAUCCUCAUGACCAAAGCAGGGCACCUCUCCAGCGCACUGAUGGACCGCCUAGAGGACAAGUUCCUGGAGCUGGCAGAGCAGUUUGGCCCUGAGGACCUGCGGAAAGUGAUGCUGACCCUGGCUUCUCAGAACCGGCGGUCAGUGCCCCUACUUCGAGCCAUCUCCUACCACCUGGCUCAGAAAUCUUUUACCCUGACAAGAGGAAUGCUUAUUGACUUUGCAUAUGCUUAUGGAAAACUAAACUUCCACCAGACCCAGAUAUUCCAGAAGCUCGCUGCUCAACUGUUGCCCCAGGUGUCCAGCAUGACACCCAAUGAUAUAACUCAGUGCUCCAAGUCCUUUGCCUUCCUCAAGUGGCUCAACUUGCCUCUUUUUGAAGCCUUUGCCCAGUACAUACUGAGCAAGGCAGACAACUUCACCCCACUCCAGCUGAGCAACAUGAUCUUGGCAUUUGCUCGCCUGAACUUCCAUCCUGAGCAAGAAGAGCAGUUCUUCAGUUUGGUACACAGGAAACUGAAGCCAGAGCUGGCUACGUUGAACCCCAGCCUGCAAGUUGAUGUGGUGUGGUCCCUGUGUAUACUCCAGAAAGUACAGAAGGCACAGCUUCAGAAGGUUCUUUGCCAGGACUUUCACAGCCAGUUUCUAGAAGGCAAGUUCCCUCAAAAUCCAAACACCUUUCAGAAGCUGAUCCACAUCAAUGCCACCGCUCAGCUGGAGCAUCCUGAAUACACUGGACCGUUUCUGCCAGCAGCCGCCCUCCGCCCCCAAGCCCCCACAUCCAAAAAGAUGACACCCAUGCAGAAAGAUCUCCAGGCCAUACUGAAAGGGUGGCUGGGGAGCGAUGACAAGGCCCGUUUUGGAGAGACCACUCAGUAUGGCUGGGAGCUGGAUGCUGAGUUGGUACUAGAUGGGGACAACCAGCCUCUGCCCAUGAAGAACUUUUUGGCACCUCACCUGGCUCAGCCAACGGGAACUCAGCCUUUGCCCCCUGGUGCCAAGAGGUUGGUUUUUCUGCGUUGGGAGUUCCCAAAUUUCAACAGCCGAAGCAAGGAUCUGCUGGGUCGAUUUGUUAUGGCCAGACGCCACCUUCGGGCUGCAGGCCUCCUGGUGGUUGAUGUUCCCUACUACGAGUGGCUGGAGCUGAAGUCUGAAUGGCAGAAGGGCGCCUACCUCAAGGAUAAGCUGGGCAAGGCUGUGGCAGAGGACCUGGCCAAGUGACCUUCCCUCUUCUGCCAGCUCCACAGCAGAAUAGCUUGUGCUGAAGGGAAGAACUUGUGGAUCCGGGUCCUAUCAGGCAGCCCAAUCUUACUCCCAGAGGCCUCAGGUAGCACUUACUCUGCCUGAUAAGGACACGCCUGAGCAUUGAAUGCUGGUCGUUUAAAAGGAGCCUUUCUCCUCGAUCACCGGACUCCUGCUACUGAAUUGGGAUUAUUAGAUGACCCCUCAGUCCUGUGUGGAGUAGGAGGGAGCUAACAUUCAUUCCCCUGUUGUAAAGGACAUUCAUCCCCAAUAAAGGUUUCCCUCUGACGUGUGAA